This is a messenger RNA of Linderina pennispora, 1812 nucleotides long. RefSeq lists its product as uncharacterized. Gene Ontology annotation, molecular function: transmembrane protein transporter activity; RNA binding. Gene Ontology annotation, biological process: SRP-dependent cotranslational protein targeting to membrane; post-translational protein targeting to endoplasmic reticulum membrane. NCBI's taxonomy places the organism in Eukaryota, Fungi, Kickxellomycota, Kickxellomycetes, Kickxellales, Kickxellaceae. The record is from RefSeq and is a predicted model, not a curated record. The transcript has 3 exons. Gene Ontology annotation, cellular component: Sec62/Sec63 complex. Bases 1 to 1812 code for a protein of 603 amino acids.
AUGGGUGCAAAGUACACGUACGACGAAUCGGGCGUCACAUUCUUCUACUAUGCGCUGACGGUGCUUAGUCUGACUGUGGUGCCCACAACGCUCUACCUGUUGGUAGGCAACAAGGGCUCGGGCGAGACUAUGAAGCCAAAGACGCCCAAAGUGCGCACGCGCAAAGUCAAGAACAAGUCGUCGAUGCCCAAGAUCCGGGCCGUUCUGCUGGUUGUCGGCUGGGCGCUGAUCUUUUUGCUCUCGUACAAGGUGAAGACAACCGAAGUGGCAGAGGCAGAGUACUGGGACCCGUUCAAGCGGGCGUUCCGCCAGCUGUCGAUGAAGUGGCAUCCGGACAAGGUCAGCGAGGAGAACAAGGAGCUGGCUGGCGAAAAGAUGGCAGAGAUUAACCGCGCGUACAAGACGCUGACGGACCCUGAGGCGCUGGAGAACUACAACAAGUACGGCAACCCUGACGGCAUGCAGGUGCAGUCGAUGGGCAUUGCGCUGCCCAAGCUCCUGGUUGAGGCACACACAUCGCCGUUUGUGCUGCUUCUAUACGGGCUCAUGUUUGGCUUUGUGAUGCCAUUCUACGUUGGCCGCUGGUGGUACAACUCGACGCGCUACCAGAAGGACCGUAUCCUGAACCCGACCAUGGGCCUGUUCUUCAAGAACAUCCGCGAGCAUAUCACCCAGCGCAACCUGAUUGAGCUGCUGACCGCUGCCACCGAGUUCACUGAGGACGACUUAAAGUACCGCGAGUCCGAGGACAAGACUCUGAAGGAGAUUUCCGAAAAUGUGCAGCGCGUGUCUCGCCGCCAUGCUCUGGAGAUCUUCACGCCGUCCAAGAAAUUCACGAGCAAGGAUGCCAUCGACGAUGCCGAGCUUGCCGACCAGCAGCAGCAGAUUGUGAUCACGGCACUGAACCUUGUGCACCGCGGCCUGCUCCAGAUCUCGACUGGCCACAACUGGUACAACUGCUCGACGCAGCUGAUGAGCAUUUCGCAGAUGCUUGUUCAGGGCCUGUACAUGUACGACGCGCCGCUGAUGCAGCUGCCUGGCAUCACGAACGAGAACCAGCCCAAAAUCUACAAGGAGAAGAACGUAUACGGAAUCAACCAGCUGCUGCGCCUGCCUGCCGAGAAGCAGCGCGAGGCCCUGAAUGUGCUCGGUGACAAGCAGUUCGAGGAGGCGAUCCAGUACGCCAAGGUCAUCCCCAAGGUCGAGAUUGCGCGUGCUCUGCUCACUGUGAUCGGCGACCAGGUCAUCACGCCGCUGUCGAUUGUAACGCUUAUCGCCAAGAUCAAGGUCACAAACGCCCGCACCAAGGCUGUGUCGCGCUUCCAGGGCGCCGACAUCGAGGAGAUUGCUGACGAGGAUACGGCGGCGAUCGAGAACUUUGUGUCAAGGAUGUCCAAGAACGAGAGCAAGGAGACUGCGCCCGAGGUAUACUGCCCUUACUUUGCCGGCCGCAAGGAGUCGCAGUGGUGGGUGAGCUUUGCCAACUUCCAGAGCGGCAAGCUGGUGGUUCCUCCUAUCCGCGUUGCCAACCUGGCUACCGAGCGUGUUGUGUCUGUGCAGUUCCAGGCACCCCCGCAGCCGGGCACAUACACGUUCCAGCUGCUGGUCAAGAGCGACUCGUACUAUGGUUGUGAUGUGCUGCAGGAGAUCCGCAUGGAGGUUGCUGACCGGGCGACGCUUCCGGCUGAGGCCCCUGUUGAGGACGACAUCUCGGAGCCAGAGGACGACUCAAUCGCCGCCCAGAUGGCGCAGCUGCGCGGCCAGCAGGCUGGUGGUCGCCGCAACGACGACGAUAGCUCUGACGAGGAGUAG